CGCGAUAUUGACGCGGCGAUUGGCAGAAGACAUUCCUGUAUUUCAUCGCCGAUUGAUUUAGUUCCGAUGUGAUUAUAGAAAUUUACAAUGACAACAAUGCUGAAUCAGAAGUGAGUUUGUAACCUGCAAACCAAGAACAAGGUUCACCAUGCCUGCUGAGGACGUCCGGAAGGAGCAUGUGUUGUCCUCUUGUGGGUCACUCCUAGGCCUCCCAGCCAACGACAGCGCAAUCACCAGCCUCUAUUCGGCCAGGGAGCUCAACACCUUUCUGGAUGAUGGCAACUGUUCAGUGCUCUCGGCAAAGCUCAACAGCUCGGGAGGAAACAAGAAAGUCUACUUGGCAAAUAAGGUUGAUCCCAGUGAUACAGGAGAGAAGGUGAUUGCUUUCUUCAAGCUACGUCCAGAUGUCAUCUCAGCCGAUAAUGUCCAGUCAAGCAUUCUGACCGUGUCUAUGAUGGACUCUCCUGUUGGGGCACUCUUUCAUGCAGUAGACAAGGUGUUUGCCCCAUUGCUUAUUGAGGAUGAGAAGUACAACCGUACCUUCAACCCCAAGCUCCAGAGCCUUCUCAGUGAGCUUAGGGCUGGACUCAAGAGCCUGGUCAGGAAGCAGGAUCCAUCGCAGGGAGGACAGGUCAAGCGAGGGGACGAUGACUUUGCUGGUAUCCUGACCCCUUCGGAUGAAUUCCAGCACUGGUCAGAGGUUGCCAUGUCGGGUCGCAACCAGGACGCCAAGGAGCGGGCGGAGCAUUUCCUGUCCUUCUUUGAGAUCAUCUCCAGGGAGUUUGAUGUCCUGGACACCCUGUCGCUGGAGGAGGGCAAGGAGCUGGUCGAGACCACCCAGGAUGCUGUGGAUGAUGUCUGGAAGCAGGGCGAGUUCGACCCCUAUCCUGAAAAGAGAAUGGCCCACUUGCUGGAGGUCAUAGGAAGUGCAUUCGGACGCUUCAUCCAACGCAAACUUGGAGCAUUUGACCUCUGGCUUGACCCCUUCCACAAAGUCAAGCAGGCCUUGCUGAGUGGCAUCGCCAUCUGUGACAAGUGGAUCUCCAGCUGUGAGAAACUCACCGAACAGUUCUGGAAAAGGGACCCCAUGCACCCCUGGAAUGGGGCCAAGUUCACCCCGGAUGGUCUCUCUCAACUCUCCAAGAGACUUCAAGAAAUUUCAACGUUGAGGACGAUUCAUGAACAGCUGGUCCGUCUGCUGUCAAAGGGAGAACAAGAAGAAGUGCGGCUCAAGGAUGUCUUCUCAGUUUUCUCUGGCCUGAAUCCACUGCAGUACAACCCCUACACAGAACCACAGUGGAGGGCUGCUGUCUCCCAGUACGAAAGGGCAAUCAAUCCAGCUGAGAGGAGGAUUGCCAUCAAGCUCCGGACUCAGUUCAGAAACGUGGAAGGCAACCCCAACCAGCUGCUUAGGGAGUUCCAGAAGUUCAAGGAACUGGUCGGCAGAGAGAGUGUCCGCAAGGAGGUGGUGUCAGAGAGAGAGACCCUUCUAGGUCAACUCCAGGUCUAUCUCAAGAGCAUCCGGGAUGACUUCAACGUGAGGACCAGCGAGAGCAGUCCUCCAACGGGAAAGAACCUCCCAGAGGUUGUCAACAACAUCGUGUGGGUCAGGCAAAUUGAAGCCAAGGUGGAACAGACCUCCCAGGUUGCAGACACCCUGCUGAAUGACCUGUCUGGGUUUGGACGCUUCAGACGAGAGGCUGGGGACCUCCUGGAUGAGCUGAGGAACUGGAGGCAAGACCAGUUUGAUUCCUGGUCCAGUGAGAUGCAGGCUGCCAUCGGUGACCACAAUAAACCCUUGAGCUUGCAGAUGACUGGAAGGCUCAUGGAGUUUGAGACCAAGAACAACGAGCUGAUCGUCUCCUACAGCGAGCGACUGGUCACCCUCAUGAGGGAAGUGAGACAGCUGCAGGCCCUAGGCUACCCUGUAGCUGCCAAGAUUCAACACACUGCGGCUAUUGCUCAGAAGUUCUACAAGCAUGGUGUGAUUCUCAAACAGGUUGCACACUUCCACAACAGCAUCGCAGAGCAGAUGAUCCCCAGCCAGCGCAACAUGAUGCUGCAGUCGGCUCUGGCCUUUGAGCGCAUCAUCAAGAACCCUCGGACAGGGUCAAAGGACGCAGGUCAGGGCAAGGUCCAGGUCACCUGGGAGAACCCCAAGGAGCUGGAGGAGUACAUCACCAAGCUGCAGGCGGCCGCCGAGAAGCUUACCACAGAAAACAGGCGGCUCAGGAAGUGGCAUUACUCAGUCUCAGAUAAGGUGGUUUCUCUGAUGUCUAUUGAUCUAUUACGCCAGCAGCCUCGCUGGAAGGAAGGACUUCAAGAAAUCAGAGGCAUUAUGGCCUCUCUAGAAUCACAGGGUUACAAAGCUCAAGACAUGAAGUCCUGGAAGAUGCAUUGGGAUAGACAGCUGUACAAGGCCCUGGAGCAUCAGUAUCAGAUGGGAUUGGAAGCUCUCAAUGAGAACCUGCCCGAGAUCAAAGUAGAGCUCACUUUCAGACAACAGACCCUCCAGUUCCGGCCACCCAUCGAGGAGAUCCGAGCCAAGUACUACCGUGAGAUGAAAAAAUUCAUCAGUCUCCCGUAUCACUUCAGGGGCAUCGGAGACACUGGCGAGCCCCUCAUCUACCCUGCCAUCAUAGAGAGGAAUGCUUCAGGUUUCCUCAACGUCUACAAGAUGGCCGAGGUGCUCUUCAGCAAGCUGGAGAAGGCUAAAGACAUAUUCAAGAACUGGGUGGUGCUAGGAUCCGUUGAUCUAGACAAGCUUCUUGAGACCCACCUUCACACCGUGGCUGACUGGGAGAGGAACUUCAAGGCUCUCAAGGCAAGAGGCAGGGACUCAGAGAAACUGCCAAGUCAAGUCAAGGUGUUCUGCGUGACGGUAUCCACCGCCCCGGUGAAAGGAACCAUCGAUGACCACAUACAGAGGCUCUUCGAUGCCCUCCUCUCGUCGCUACGGCGAUCCAUCACCGAGAGCGUGUCGGAGAUUGACAAGUUCCUGAAGGAUGGGAUGGAGUCUCUGUCCACCAUGCCGCAGACGGUGGAGGAAAUUGGCAAUGCCAACGCCAAGCAUGCUGAACUGGAGGCUAAGAAACCAGAGAUGCGUCCCAUGUUUGACAGGGCUGAAGCCAAGAACAAGCUGCUCCGCACUGUGGCAGGAGGCGGGGUCGAUCAGUUCACACAGCUUCACGCUCACUGGGAGAAGUUUGAGCUCAUGAUGGAGAGUCAUCAACUUAUGAUUAAGGAACAGGUCAAUGUAAUGAAGAGCAACGUGGAAUCUCGAGUGGAUAAGUUCCGCUCUGAGCUGGAGAAGUUUUCCGCUCGUUGGAAUCAUGCCAAGCCGACGCCCGACGUCAUAGAGGCUGGAGACAAGGAGGCGUGUCUCAAAGCCGUUGAGCUGGUCAAGGAGAAGAAAGUGGAGUUUGAUGAGGUGCAGAAGACCAAGAACAGCCUGAUAUUUGACUGCAAGCACUUUGACCUUGAGGAGCCGUUCUUCUCUAUUGCCAAUGACCUUGAGGUUGACUUUGACCAGCAGAGUACCAUGUGGACACUGUAUGAAGAGUUCAGCACUAGCCUAUCCGUUCUGGAGACCGAGGAUUGGAUCGUCUUCAGAUCCAAGACAUACCAGUUUGAUGAUUUCCUGGCCACCUGGACGGAGAAGCUGAAGUCUGGCGGCCCAGAUGUGGAGCAUACCAUCAUGACUGUGAGAAUCAGCAAAGACAUUGACAAGUUCAAGACUGUGUCUCCAUUGCUGAAGUACCUGAGUAGUGAUAUCUUCACCCAAGAGCACUGGAUGGAUCUCUAUCGCAUGCUCAAGAUGCCUCGCUCCAAGACCGUUGAGCGUAUGACCUUCGGGGAUAUCCUCGGGACAGCAGAUCAGAUCGUUGCCAACUCAGAUGGACUCAAGGAUCUGUUCAACAGGGCCAAGGGUGAGGUGUCAAUACGUGAAGCGCUGCGGGAGCUGGAUGUGUGGGGUGUUGGUGCAUGCUUCUCACUCACAGAGUAUUUAGACAGCAAGAACAAUCAAAUCAUGUUGAUCAAGGAUUGGAAGGACCUUGUCACACAGGUUGGUGAUAACCAAAGUCUAUUGCAAUCCCUGAAGGAUUCCCCCUACUACAAGGGCUUUGCGGACAAGGCCACCAUCUGGGAGCAGCGACUGGCCGACCUUGACGAGUACCUGCAGAACCUGAACCAGAUCCAACGCAAGUGGGUCUACCUGGAGCCUAUCUUUGGCAGGGGAGCCCUCCCCAAGGAGCAGGGCCGCUUCAGGAGGGUAGACGAUGAUUUCAGGAGUAUCAUGAUGGAUGUAGCCAGAGACAACCGUGUUCUCUCUCUGGUUGGUCGAUCUGGUCUACGCAACACCCUGGCUACUCUCCUGGAUCAGCUGCAGAGGUGCCAGAAGGCACUCAAUGAAUUCCUAGAGGAGAAGAGAUCAAUCCUGCCUCGUUUCUACUUCAUCGGUGACGACGAUCUCCUGGAGAUCCUGGGCCAGUCCCAGAACCCUGCCGUCAUCCAGUCCCAUCUUAAGAAGCUCUUUGCUGGUAUCCACAGCGUGGACUUUGACGAGGGGUGCAAGCAUAUCACCGCCAUGAAGUCCCUGGAGGGUGAGGUUGUACCCCUCCUGAAGGCAGUGGAGAUCACACCAGAGGUUGAGAUUUGGCUUGGAGAACUGUCUAAAGAGAUGAAGUCCACACUGCGUAAACUGCUUGUUGACUGUCUCAAAGACCAGCAGUCCUCCAGCUCCGGGGUGGGCGUCGACCCUACCAAGUACCCUUCACAGAUCUUGGGUCUGGCAGCUCAGAUCCAGUUCACGGAGCAGUGCGAGACAGCGAUCCAAGACAACAGUCUCCAGGAUCUCCUGAUUGAGCUGGAGCAGCAGCUAGAGGGCUAUACCUCGGCGGAUAUCAGUGGAGCGGAUGGGGAGAGGAAUGCAGCCAUCCAUGUACUGGAGCUUAAACUCAAGGCCCUCAUCCUGGACACCAUCCACAGCAUAGACGUGGUGCAGCUCCUCCAGAAAGAGAACGUGACGAGUCUGGAUAACUGGCUCUGGCAGAAGCAGCUCAGGUACUACCUGGAUAACACCAAGACGGCCAUCAUGAGGAUGGUGGAUGCUGAAUUCCAGUACACCUACGAAUACCAAGGCAAUGCAGCUAAGCUGGUACACACACCCCUGACAGACAAGUGUUACCUCACCCUAACUCAAGGCAUGCAUAUGGGUAUGGGAGGCAACCCCUAUGGACCUGCAGGUACUGGCAAGACAGAGUCUAUCAAGGCCCUUGGGGGAUUGUUCGGCAGACAGGUCCUUGUAUUCAACUGUGAUGAGGGUAUCGAUGUCAAGUCCAUGGGACGUAUCUUUAUUGGUCUGGUGAAGUGUGGUGCUUGGGGUUGCUUUGACGAGUUCAAUCGUCUGGAGGAGGCUGUGCUGUCAGCCGUCUCCAUGCAGAUCCAGACCAUCCAGGCUGCACUCAAACAGAAGAAACCAAAGGUGGACCUCCUAGACAGAACAAUUGACAUCGAUCCCAACUCCGGUAUCUUCAUCACCCUCAACCCUGCUGGCAAGGGAUAUGGAGGAAGACAGAAGCUACCUGACAACCUCAAGCAGCUCUUCAGACCGGUGGCCAUGGCACGACCAGACAACGAGCAGAUCGCCGAGGUCAUCCUCUUCUCUGAGGGCUUCAAGGACGGCAAGAGUCUCGGGCGCAAGCUCGUAGCCAUCUUCAACCUUGCCAAGGAGCUGUUGACACCACAGCAGCACUAUGACUGGGGACUGAGAGCUCUCAAGACCGUACUGAGAGGGUGUGGCAACCUGCUCCAGAUAGCAAGACAACAAGCAGGACAGGACAGGAGUAAGGUGCAGGAACCCAAACUCGUCGUCCAAGCCUUAAGGGUCAACACCCUGUCCAAGCUGACCUUCUCUGAUGGUAUCCGCUUCGACGCUCUGGUCAAGGAUGUUUUCCCCGGUGUGGAGCUGAAGGAUAUCGAGUACCAUAGCCUAGCUGAUGCCAUCCGGCAACACUGCAAGGAACACAACCUGGUUGUCAUGGAAACACAGGUUAAGAAAGCUCUAGAGCUGUACGAGCAGCUACGUCAGAGGAUGGGUGUGGUGGUUGUAGGACCUAGCGGGUCAGGCAAGUCCACCACAUGGCAGAUCCUGAGGGCAGCCCUGAACAACACCGGUCAAGUGGUCAAGCAAUACACCAUGAACCCUAAGGCCAUGCCCAGGACACAGCUGCUUGGUCAUAUUGAUAUGGACACUCGUGAGUGGAGUGAUGGUGUCUUGACAUACAGCGCCAGACAAGUAGUCAGGGAACCACAAGAAAUCCAUUCUUGGAUCAUUUGUGAUGGUGACAUUGACCCUGAAUGGAUCGAGUCUCUCAACUCUGUCCUGGAUGACAAUCGACUCCUCACCAUGCCUUCGGGAGAGAGGAUCCAGUUUGGACCAAACGUCAACUUCCUGUUUGAGACCCAUGACCUGAGCUGCGCCUCGCCGGCUACCAUCUCUCGUAUGGGAAUGAUCUUCAUGAGUGAUGAAGACACAGAGAUCAAGGACCUGGUCCAGUCCUGGCUGAGCCACCAGGCCGAGGAUUCCAGGAACCGCCUCGGGGCCUGGAUCCAGGACCACUUCUACAAGGCCCUGGAGUGGGUCAUGCGACAAGGUGACUUUGUCGUGGACACCAGCCUGGUGGGCGUAGUCAUGAACGGGCUGUCCCACCUCAGAGGGGCGGAGUGUACCUCAGACUUCACCAUCAAGCUCGUAAGGGGUCUUGGGGCCAACCUCCCGGAGGCCACCCGCAUCAACUUUGCUAAGGAGGUAUUCCAAUGGACCCGUGAGCAACCUCCUGAUCCCAGAAGAAUCCUGGACACCUACUUUGAUGAAAGGACGGGAUCUCUAGCCACGUAUGCUAUGCAGGAUAACGAUGAGCUUUCUGCAUCCGACUUCAACAACCCCAGCUCCCUGCCGGUCAUUAGGACACCCGAUGUCCAGCGAUGUCUGGACUUCUUCAAGCCCUGGCUGGAGGCCGAGAACAGACAACCUUUCAUCCUGGUCGGCCCUGAUGGAUGCGGGAAAGGGAUGGUCCUACGGCACUGCUUCGCCGGGCUGCGUUCCACCCAGAUCGCCACCAUCCACUGCAACGCCCAGACCUCUCCGACCCAUCUCCUGCAGAAGCUACAGCAGAUGUGCAUGGUCCUGAGUACCAACACGGGCCGGGUUUACAGGCCCAAGGACUGCGAGAACCUGGUCCUCUACCUCAAGGAUCUCAACCUGCCCAAGCCGGACAAGUGGGGCACCUGUCAGCUCCUGGCCUUCCUUCAACAGGUGUUGACCUACCAUGGUUUCUAUGACAACAAGUUGGAGUGGGUUGGUUUGGAAGGUGUCCAGAUAGUGGCUAGUAUGAACGCAGCACACACCGUGGGAAGGCAUCCUCUUUCUACCAGGUUCACAUCCAUUGUCCGUAUCUGCUCUAUUGGAUAUGCCGACAGAGAGCAGUUGCAGGGCAUCUACAGUGCCUACUUGAGACCAGUCUUACAUCGUACUUUAGGCAACCAUCCUGUAUGGUCAUCAUCAUCUAAAGUCAGUAUGCUUGCUGGAUCCAUGAUCAGUGUCUAUGAACAGGUUCGUUCCAAGUUUACCAUCGACGACCACAGCCACUACCUGUUCACCCCUCGCGACCUCACCCAAUGGGUUCUGGGAUUGCUCCGCUACGACCUCGGUGGUUCCUCGGAGUCCAACAGCGAGCACGUGCUGGAGGUAUUGAGCUACGAGGCCCGCAGGCUGUUCUGCGAUCGGUUGGUUGGAGAGGAGGCCAGGAACCGCUUUGAUAACAUCUUGAACGGAACCCUGCAGGCAGACUGGAACGCAGGACAAGUAAUGCAGAAUCUGAACGGGCAUUACUAUGUAACCUGGGGAGCCAGGACAGAGACCAGUAGCGGUGCAGCUCUACCACCGGCUGGUAAGAGCCUUGGACGACUCUCUGCCUCGGAUCUUAAAGAAGUCAUCAAGAAAGCCAAGAAGACGUUUGCACGUGAGAACCGGGAGCUGGACAUCCAGAUCUUCCACGAGGUCCUUGACCACGUGGCCCGAGUUGACCGUGUGCUGACCCAGCCCCGGGGGUCACUCCUGCUUGCUGGACGCAGCGGUGUGGGUCGCAGGACGGCGGCUGCCCUCGUUGCCCACUGUCACCGGACCGAGCUUGUCACGCCCAAUAUCAACCGUGCCUAUGGGCUCAAGCAGUUCAAGAACGACUUGAAAACAGCGAUGCAGCAGGCUGGUGUCGAAGGCAACCAGGUGGUCCUUCUGCUGGAGGACCACCACUUCAUUCAGCCACAGUUCCUGGAACUGAUCAACAGCCUACUGUCCUCAGGAGAGAUCCCAGGACUCUAUUCCCCAGAGGAGCUGGAACCGCUCCUCUCCCCGAUCAGGGACCAGGCCUCGGACGAAGGCUUCAGAGGAACACUGAUCAGCUAUUAUGCUUCACGUAUCCUGACCAACCUCCAUGUUGUACUGAUCAUGGACAGCAAGAAUGCAUCCUUUGCUGUGAAUUGUCAGAGCAACCCAGCCUUCUACAAGUCUUGCUCUGUUCAGUGGAUGGAAGGCUGGAGCAAGGAGAGUAUGAAGGAGAUCCCAAGACUGCUUCUCCGUACUCCCAAGGGUGAUGGUAAGGACGAAGGAAGCAAGGAAGACAGAAAGCGCCAUCGCAAGGUGUCUGGUGGAGAUGACCUCAUUCGCAACUUUCUUGAGAUCCACAACUCGUCUUCUGUCCGUCACUCCACGCCUCGUCGUUACAUGACGUUCCUCCACACAUACCUCGAUGUCUACCGACGCAAGAAGCAGGGCGUAGAACUAAAACAAAAACAUCUGCAGGCUGGUGUCGCCAAGCUGAAUGAAGCCAAAGCCCUCGUAGCAGAGCUGAACAGCAAAGCAGCCAAGCAGAGCGCCCUCUUGGCUGAGAAACAGAAAGAAGCUGAUGAAGCACUCAAGAAGAUCCAGACCAGUAUGGAGAAAGCCGGUGAGCAGCGUCGUGAGAUAGAGAUCCUCAAGCAGCAAGCCGAUGAGGAGAAUGUGAAGCUUGAGAAGCGUAAGAAGGUCAUUGAUGUAGAGCUGGCUGAGAUCGAACCUCAGGUUCAAGCAUCUAAAGCUGCGGUAGGAAGCAUCAAGUCAGAGAGUCUGAGUGAGAUCCGUGCCAUGCGUGCUCCUCCAGACGUCAUCAGGGACAUCCUAGAGGGUGUGCUUCGUCUCAUGGGAAUCUUCGAUACAUCUUGGGUCAGCAUGAAGAGUUUCUUGGCAAAGAGGGGAAUAAAAGAAGAGAUCACCAAUUUUGAUGCCAGGAAGAUCAACAAGGAUUUGAGGGAAGGCACCGAGCAACUACUCAGGAAACAUGCGGCCUCCUUUGAGCCUCAGAAUGCCAAGCGUGCUAGUGUUGCAGCAGCUCCCCUAGCAGCUUGGGUGAAAGCCAAUGUCAAGUAUUCCUAUGCACUGGAGAAGAUUGAACCGUUGGAGAUGGAACAGAAUCAGCUUAAAAAGAACCUUGAGAAGGCCGUGGGUCGCAUCGAGAAGCUGUCCAAGGGGCUGGCCGACGUGGACCACCGGGUGGACGAGUACAAGCGAAGGUUCCAGAAGCUCAACGAGGAGGCCGCCAAGCUCAAGUACGAGCUGGAGAAGGAGCAGGAGACCAUCGUCUCGGCUGAGAACCUCAUUGGCAAGCUGGAAGGAGAAUAUCAAAGAUGGAACAGCCAGGUAUCUGAACUGAACACCGAGCUGGAGACCCUACCAAAGAAAGCCCAGUGCGCUGCUGGUUUCAUCACCUACCUGACCGCAUCACCGGAGGAUGAACGCAAGCAGAAGCUAGCGGAGUGGAGCAAGCUGUGCGGCCUGGAGCGCUUUGACAUGAGGCGCUUCCUCAGCACCGAGAGCGAGCAGCUGACGUGGAAAGGGGAGGGGUUACCUAGCGACGAACUGUCCGUGGAGAACGCUGUCAUGAUCCUUCAGACCAAUGAUAUGUCCAUAAAGAGUUCUCUGAGGCCAUUCUUGGUUGAUCCGUCUCUGAGGGCAACUGAGUGGCUUAAGACUCACCUCAAAGAAGCAAGGUUAGAGGUCGUCAAUCAACAGGAUGCUAACUUCUCUACAGCCGUGGAGCUGGCAGUCCGAUUUGGAAAGACUCUCAUCAUUCAGGAGAUGGACAAGAUUGAACCGGUCCUUUAUCCUCUACUCAGGGCUGAUCUCAUCAGUCAAGGUCCCAGGUUUGUGGUCCAGAUCGGUGACAAGGUGAUUGACUACCAUGAAGAUUUCCGUCUCUUCAUGACGACCAGGAAUCCUAACCCUGAGAUACCACCGGAUGCAGCAUCCAUCAUCUCAGAGGUUAACUUCACCACCACCAGGGCUGGCCUCACUGGCCAGCUUCUAGCAGCCACCAUUCAACAUGAGAAGCCGGAGCUGGAAGUGAGAAAGACAGAGCUACUCAAACAGGAGGAAGAUCUGAAGAUCCAGCUGGCCCAGCUAGAGGAGAGCUUGUUAGAGACUCUUGCCAAGGCGGAAGGAAACAUCUUGGAAAACAAGGCUCUCUUGACGUCCCUGAACAAGACCAAAGAGAGCAGUCAGACCAUCACACAGUCCCUGGUGGAGUCAGUCCAGCUCCAGGAGUCAUUGGAUCAGGAGAGAGCUGCAUACCUGCCCCUGGCUGAGAAUGGUAGCGCCCUCUUCUUUGUGAUCUCCGACCUGGCCAAGCUCAACAACAUGUAUCGCUUCAGUCUGGGAGCCUUCCUCCGUCUCUUCUCAAAGGCACUGCAAGGCAGGAUGGAUGGUAGCAGCACUGAGAUGAGGAUUCAGAUGCUGAUCAAGAAUCUUCAAAUGCUGGUCUAUGAGUACGUCUGUCAGUCUCUGUUCAAGGCUGAUAGACUUAUGUUUGCUCUGCACCUGGUUCAUGGCAUGCAUCCUAACCAUUUCAAGGAAAAUGAAUGGGAAGCGUUCCUAGGUCAGAUCGUGGCUGAUGUCCGUGAGUCCUCCCAGCAGGGCGGUUCAAUGCCUGCUUGGGUGGAUAAGGAUAGACACAAGGCUCUAGCUUCAUUCAUGGCUACCUUCCCAUCUGUAAGCCAGAGCCUGAGCCUGACAGACAAUGGUCUUUGGACUUCUUUCAACCGUAGCUCUCAGUGUGAGCACGAGUUCCCAACAUCCUUGGAGAAGAAGAUAACUCCAUUUCAACAGCUUCUGCUCAUCCAAGCCAUUCGACCUGACAGGCUGCAAAGUUCAAUGAUCUUCUUUGCUCAGAGAGGUCUAGGAAUGAAGGAACUGACCACGCCCACAAUCAACCUGAAGCGGUUGUAUCAGGACACCGUGCCUAGUGAGCCGAUCCUCAUCAUCAUCUCCCCUGGAGCGGACCCCACCCAAGAAUUGCAGGAGGUCGCAGCGGAGGUCGUUGGAGCAGACCACUACCAUGAGGUUGCUAUGGGCCAGGGUCAAGCUGACAUCGCCAUGCAGCUCCUUCAUGAGAGCUCACGCAACGGAGAGUGGCUCUGUCUUAAGAACCUCCAUCUGGUCACUGCGUGGUUGCCUGUUCUAGAGAAGGAAAUGAAUGCCCUGAGCCCACAUGAGAACUUCAGACUGUGGUUGACUGCUGAGAGUCAUCCCAAGUUUCCCACAAUCCUUCUCCAGUCGAGUCUAAAGAUAACCUAUGAGGCUCCACCAGGGAUCAAGAAGAACCUCCUGCGUAGCUACGACUCCUGGACCCCAGAGUUCAUCGGCAGGGAGAACAACGUCGUCCGGGCGCAGGCCCUAUUCGCUCUGGCCUGGUUCCAUGCCAUCUGUCAGGAGAGAAGGAACUUCAUCCCACAGGGCUGGACCAAGUUCUACGAGUUCUCCAUGUCAGACCUCAGAGCUGGUGCAGACAUCAUUGAUAGGCUGUGCAGUGGGAAAGGCAAGGGAGUCCAGUUUGAGUUCAUCUACGGGCUGUUUGAGAACGCCAUCUAUGGUGGACGCGUGGACAACCCCUUUGACUUGCGCGUACUGAGAUCCUACCUAGCUCAGUACUUCAAUAAGGAGAUGCUCGGAGGGAGCGGUGCUCGUAGAUCUAAGAAGCUGCCUGGAGGGAACAGUAUACCAGUGUCUUCUUACUACAAGGACUUCACCGAGUUGGUGUCCAAGUUCCCAGACGAUGACAAGCCGUCCUUCUUCGGCCUGCCAGCCAACAUUGAGCGUUCCGCACAGAGGACCAUCAGCGGACAGGUCAUCGUCCAACUCAAGAUCCUGCGUCGGUCUGCCGAGGCGGCGGAGAAGUUUGACACGGAGAAGUGGAACACGGAGCUCGGACCCAUCCUGACCCUCUGGAAGAAACUCAACCAGGGAGCUAAUCUGAUCCAGACCAAGGCCCAGCCUCCGAGCGACCGCAGCGGCACCCAGGGUCCCAUCGACUCGUUCAUCGAGCUAGAGAGGUACAACGCCCUUCAGCUGGUCCAGUUUGUCCACUCCACCCUGGCAGCCCUGAGCAAGGUCAUCCGAGGGACAUCUCUGCUGACCAGCGAGGUCCAGGCUCUGGCCAUUAACCUACUCAAGCAAGAGACACCCCUAUCCUGGCAGAACAAAUGGGAGGGUCCAGAGGAUCCUGUGUUAUACCUGAAGACCAUAGUGAGCCGUACCAUGGCCAUACAGGGGUGGGUGGAGAAGGCUCAGAGGAACAACCUCCUCUCAGAUACCCUCAACCUGUCAGAGCUGUUCCACCCUGACACGUUCCUGAAUGCACUGAGGCAACAAACGGCAAGGGAUUCCAAGACCUCAAUGGACAGUCUCAAGUUUGCUUGUCGCUGGUCUGGUAACAUCUCAGGAGCCAAAUACCAAGUCAAGAUUGGAGGCUUACAGCUAGAGGGCUGUACGUUUGAUGGGCAGAGACUAUCAGAGAACCAGAGAGACUCACCCAGUGUCUGCUCUGUACCACCAUGCAGUGUAGCCUGGGUCCUCAAGGACACUCCAAACAACUAUCAUCCAUCGGAGAGCAUCUCACUACCAGUCUACUUUACAGAACAGAGGGAGAAGAUUGUCACCCACCUUGUACUACCGUGUGGAGGAGAGCAGGAUCACUGGAUACAGACUGGUGCUGCUCUCUUCUUACAGAGCCAGUAGGCCUAGCUACUAGCUAGACUAGUGAGGGUGAGAAGGGGAAUUUACCAGUCUUCUUCACAGAACAGAGAAUUUUCACUACCAUGCCUGGAAAGAAUAGAAUCACUGCAUGGGUACAGACUGGUGCUGCUCUCUUCUUACAGAGCCAGUAGCCUAUGAUAUAGUGUUAUAGGCAGGGUAAGAAGGGGGGAGUCACAUGUCUGUGCCAGCUACUGGUAACAGAGAUAUUCCUUUCUUCUUAUCGAGGGUACCCCAGCAUAUAAUAAUCUGGUAAAUGAUCUUUAUAUGUCAAUAUUGUGCACAGUCCCUAUCAUGGCAUUGAGAAUUAUUUUUUUCUUCAAACAAACAAAAACACAGAGAAAGUAAUUUGAUAGUGAUUUCUUUCAAAGUAAGAUUCAGAAACAUAUUUCAAAGGCCUGUUCCACAUAGAAGUUACCAGAUAUAUUCUUAUUUUCACAAAGAUAACAUGAAUAUACAUGUAGUAAUGAUGACUGUUCUCUUGUUUCAUUAAAGAUUAAAUCUUAUAUUCACAUUUAUAGACUACUCCAAACUACAUGUCAAUUGUUGUGGAUCUUAGUGAAUAAUUAUGUACCAUAUUCACACAUGUUGAUGGGAGUAUGAAAUGUUGCCUUAUAAUGUUGUCAAACAUCAUAUCGCUUGUGAUCUAAAUAUUGGACUGGAUAUAUCUGAAUUGUCUUAGUUUGAGAUGAGUCAGUGAAGUUGUAACAUAUUUUGCAGCAUAUCAUACAGGGAAAGUGCUCUUUCUUUAAAAUCAUUGCCAUUUUAUUUCACGCAUAUGAGUUAAUUGCAUAAUAUAGAACCAGUUAAGAUGAUUCUCAAUAAAAAGGGAUAGGGUAAACUCAUGAAUUGUUUUUGAAUCAUUAUCCAAGCAUAUUUUCAAAACAUUUAGCAAUUUAGAAAAUUUGUAGAAUCCAAUUCUUGUGGAAAUUGGUUUUGAGUUUUCUGUUAGCAAACAUUGCACAACAUGGCAAAUGUUUAAAAUUGCCCACAUGCUUGUUUAGUCAACGGAGAGAUAUCAAUAUUGGUUCUCCAAAAACUUUGGAAUGUUUUCUCUGAAUCUGUGUAGUUUUCUUUACUUUCGCUAAAAAUCCGUCCUAGUAUGAUGUCUUUAUUUCAAUUCAUAUUAUAUUACUUGCAUGUGUAUAUUUGUUACAUAUUUCCUAUCAAGUCUAGAAAUGGUUAUUACAAAACAAAUAUUUUCAACAAUAACAAGAGUUGUAGAUAUCAGAUAUAUAUUUUGAGUGAUGUGAAAUUGUUUUAUCCUGUUUUGUAUAGGUAGACUCGAAUGUAUUUAGAAGUCAUUACUGAUUAAAUGCAAGUAGACGAAUCAAAAGUGCAUUUGGUAAACUUUUCUUGUGUAUGCAUUUGUAAAAUAUAAAAUAUAUUUGUGUAAAGUGUCUUAUAAGCUUCAAAUAUUAUAAUUUAUUUCAAAUCAUCUUGUCCUGUAACAUGAAUAAUAAGAAAAGAACCAAAGUGUCAUUUUGUAUUUAAUAUCUUGUUGGAUUAGAUGUGCUGUGUUAAAAAAUAUCUUUAUUUUGAUAGAAUUGUCUUGACAUUCCAUUGCUUCUGUGCAACUAUUUGCAAAGUUAUCAGUUCAUUGUGAUUAUUCAGUUGUAAAGUAUGUUAUAAACUAUCACCUUGAUAACAAUAAUAA
Strongylocentrotus purpuratus (purple sea urchin) is the source of this 14780-nucleotide messenger RNA. It is a transcript of the gene dync2h1, whose product is annotated as cytoplasmic dynein 2 heavy chain 1. Lineage: Eukaryota; Metazoa; Echinodermata; Echinoidea; Camarodonta; Strongylocentrotidae. The record is from RefSeq and is a predicted model, not a curated record. The transcript has 78 exons. Gene Ontology annotation, molecular function: dynein intermediate chain binding; minus-end-directed microtubule motor activity; dynein light intermediate chain binding. Bases 149 to 13108 code for a protein of 4319 amino acids. Gene Ontology annotation, cellular component: dynein complex. Gene Ontology annotation, biological process: microtubule-based movement.